CACACACACACACACACACACGCGCACACAGACUCUGCUCCACUCGUUAUUCUGGUGACAGAAUGGAAGGUGACACUGUGACGCGUCCGAUGCAGAUUCAUCCUGUCAGUAUUUAAAGUUCCGUGCACACACAAGUAGACCAUCCUGGAUCUCCUCUGUGGAUAAAGCUGCUGGAUUUACACAAGAUUUCUAAGAUGUCAGGGGAGGCCUUCGUCACCCUGGCCACCACAGACUCAUACUGCAAGGGAGCCAUAGUGGUGGCCAGAAGUUUACAGCGCCACGGGACGACUCGCAGCACCGUCGUCAUGGUGACACCAAACCUCUCACAACAGUCAAGGUUGGCUCUGGAGGACGUGUUUGAUGAGGUCAUCACGGUGGACGGGAUGGACAGCGACGACCAUUUCCACCUGUAUUUGCUGGGACGUCCUGACCUCGGCAUCACCUUCACUAAGAUCCACUGCUGGACCCUGAUACAGUACAGCAAAUGUGUCUUCCUGGAUGCGGACACACUGGUCCUGUGUAACGUGGACGAGCUGUUCGAAAGAGACGAGCUGUCGGCGGCUCCCGAUCCCGGCUGGCCCGACUGCUUCAACUCAGGCGUGUUUGUCUUCAGACCGUCCCUGCGCACCCACAGCGGCCUGCUGGAGCACGCGCUGCAGCACGGCAGCUUUGAUGGUGGAGACCAGGGGCUGCUCAACUCCUUCUUCAGCAGCUGGCCGACCGAGGACAUCAGUAAACACCUCCCGUUUGUCUACAACCUCAGCGGCAGCUCCUUUUACAGCUACCUCCCCGGCUUCCGACACUGCUUGUGGCUGUGGGCCCUUCCUCUGUUCGGCCACAACGCGAAGGUGAUCCAUUUCGUUGGAGCGGUGAAACCCUGGAGCUCCAGGAGCCAGAGGGACGAGAGCAGCCCUCACACUAUGGAGCAGUUUGUGUCUCUGUGGUGGAAGGAAUACCUCAGCUACACAGCAUCAUCCAGAGCAGGGAAACAACAAGAGUGUUCCCUCACAGAUAACACACCAGUGGAGGAGGAGGGCCCCGGAUGUGGGGUGGAGGGGGCGGAGGAUGUGGAGGGCGACUCUAGCACCUCAAACGUUGACACGGAUCCAGUAUGUAAACCUUCUAUCCUGGACCAGCCUCAUCCCCAUAUUGGUCAAAAUUGUUCCCUCACAGAUAACACACCAGUGGAGGAGGAGGGCCCCGGAUGUGGAGCGGAGGGGGCGGAGGAUGUGGAGGGCGACUCUAGCACCUCAAACGUUGACACGGAUCCAGUAUGUAAACCUUCUAUCCUGGACCAGCCUCAUCCCCAUAUUGGUCAAAAUGUCCAAGAGCGAGGAGACGAAGCCCACGCGCUGCUUGGAGACACCGUCACCAGUCCCAGUUCACUGCAUGUACCUUCGCCGCCCCCCUGUGAGAGUCUUCGCCCCCCGUCUGAACCAGAGACCUGUUCCCUCACAGAUAACACACCAGUGGAUGAGGAGGGCGCCGGAUGUGGGGCGGAGGGGGUGGAGGAGGUGCAGGGAGGCGCUAGCACCUCAAACGUUGACACGGAUCCAGUAUGUAAACCUUCUCUCCUGGACCAGCCUCAUCUCCAUAUUGGUCAAAAUAAGGAUGCAGAGACGGAGACAGUCAAAGAGACGGACGAAGAGACAGAGAGAGAGACGGAGGCCGAGCGGCAGGAGCACCGCAGGCUGUGGGAGGCCGGCCACGCCGACUACCUGGGCAGAGACGCCUUCAAAAACAUCCAGAAGAUGCUGGACCGCUUUCUGGAGUAACGCACAGGACCACCUCCGGAUCCCAAACACACUUGUGUCCUGUAGGCCAUGUUUCAUUUCCUCUGUCUGGACUCCCUGGUGGUAGCCAGACUGAUUCCGGAUCUGAUCCGAUUUACGAGCAAACAGGAAAGAUCUCGCUUUUACAUGUAGGGCAGUCAGUGGUGGUACCAAGACGCUGAGAGUGAUGCAAUGCCAGCACUCUUCACUGGGAUUGUUUUAUUUUCAUUCAAAGCAUAACUAUUGAAGUAAAUCAUUUUGAACUGGAUUUUGCCUCGACGUCAGGUUCUAGAAAUUCAUCAUUCGUAGCAAUAACGAUGGAAAAUAAUGCACCGUCUGGGCUUUAUGAACCCUUGAACCGGUCUACAGAGUAAAAAGCACGAUUGAGCUUUACAGCGUUUGGUGGUUAAACUGUGGCUCACUGAUGUGUUGUUAAUAAGCGGAGCUCUGCGGCCCAGAACAAGAGCAUAUUUUAAUCACACAGUAUGAGCCACAUGAAUAGAAAACAAACCUAUUUUGUACUCCUGGAAAACGGUUGUUAUGUUUUUACUUUAUCUCCUUGGUUUAGAAGAUCUGUAAAAACAUUAUAGGCAGGCCGAAAUAAAGUCCAAAUCAAUCUAGCUAUAGCAAAUAAUUCUCAACAUCUCAACUUCAUUCUCGCAAUGUAAAAUAAAAUAAAUCAUUAUGCUGCCAUUUUGUUCUCCUUCUUGUUUGCGUACAAACAAGAAGCUUCACCCGUCACUGCUCAUCGAAACACACUGCAAAGUGUGAUGCAUCAGAACCAACACGCGGCCUCUUUAACUCUUCCAUCGGGACUGAUGCAAGCACAGAAUAUCAAACUCCAACUUCUUGUUCUUACUAAAUGAAUUUGUAUUCAACGUGUGUAAUAUCUGGGUUCCAAUGCUUGUGCUCUGCAGUGGUACAUAUUUUAUGAUGGCAGAUGAAGAUGUUGAAGCAUUCUGUCAGGCUUUAUUUCACAGGGCCCCCGUUUCCUAAGCAUUCACGUCACUGGAAUGCCCUUUUGUAAUUGAGACGGUGCUCAACUAGUUUACUUCCAAUCCUUAAAUACAACAGUUCUUUUUUGAACUUCUUUGAAAGAUGUGCUCAUAAAAUGUCUUCCCACCAUUUUUAUCUAAUUUAAAUCUAAGAUGCUUCCAGGAAAACACAAGAAAAUGAUGGGGGGUCAUAAUAUAAAGCUUUAUCCUUUUUGAUGUUCUACAUUACAAAAGCAAAAGAAUGAUUCAAUAUUUCCAAAUUAUUCUAUCCGUGUUUGCCAUUAAGCAUCUCAUCCUUUUGUGCAUGUAAAAACUUUUUCUUUGUGCCGUUUGAGUUCACAUAUUAAACACAGAAAAAAACACACACAUGAACACGGGCUGGCCUCUGCUUCAGACCGUGUUCAUUCUUCCACCAGAGAGCACUGUGGCUCUUCUAUCAGAACUCUCCAUCAUGGCAGCCCAUCAGAGAAGCAGGGACCCGCCAUUAAGAAAUGUCUGACUACAGUCAGCACUAUGCUGUGUGAUCUUUAUCCACUGGGACCAUGGUGCAUGCCAUUUUCUUCCAGGCAUUUCUCUCAUAGUGAAGGAAGAUGGUGUGCUGAAUACAAAGCACAUGGCGGGAGGUGAGCUCGGGCCCGGGCCCGGGCUGCCGGUAAAAAGGCCUCAUGAUGAUUGCUCUGAAAGGCAACAUGGCACAUCGCUGCUCUUGGACGAGUGGCCCCCGCUUGAUUUUGAUUCAUCCAGAUUAAAGUGCCAACAGCGAUCUUGGGACAGCCUGCUGGUUUCUCUCAACCGCCUCGUUCAUUAAGCUCUAGGAAGGCAAAAGGAAUCAGGCAGAGAAUAAUUCUGAUCGAGGAGCUUUGAAACCAGGUCAGAGAUGCAGCAAAACAGGAAAUAUGGCAUUAAUAUAGAAGCAGACAACUACUGUGGAGUUAGAGCAUGAGACACAGUUAGCUCGGCUGUUGCCAUGUUGAGAGCCUCAAAGAGGCAACAAAGAUGCUCCCAAUAUUCAAUCCGGCGCCUUGAACUAACAGCCAAAGAGUAACUGUGUUUGUACGGUAAAGCUCCCAGACUGUGCAGCUUCUAUCAAACAGGCAACAGCUCAGUCGGCUGCUGUGCUCUCCUUUCAUUGGGAGGCGUGUAAAUCAGUGAAAUCAGCUGCUGUGAUGAUGAGUUGGCAGGCCUGCGUCUACAUCUGAAGAUGUGUUGUGAGCAUAAAUUUGACCCGUCAGCAGGGAGAAGUCAUUCAUGUCGGCCUCCUGCUGGUAAUUACAAGAGGUUUGACAAAGUGUGUCAACACAUGUGGCAAACACGGGUAUAAAUGAAUUGUGGCAGGCCAAGAUAAUAAAAGACAAAAUUAUUAUACUGUUUAGAGUAGUUUGAAUUGUCGCAGCAGAGUCUGCUCGGUGGUUAAACAAAUAUAAAUAAACCAAUAAAGAAAUGGAUUAUGGAUGUGGGUUACUCCAUGGUCGAUAUGGAAAACAGGCCUCUAUUAGUAGAGACUUUGUAUAAACUAAAAACUUGAAAGACUCUCCAGUCUGCUCAGACCUUUGAUAUGACACAAACAAGCAUUUUUACAUCAGAUUUACAAGCAGUAUAAGAAUUCUCCUCAUAACCCGUAAAGUCUUACGGAUGUGUAAAACUGGUGGAGUGAGAAUUGAAUGUAUUGUACACCUUUAACAUUGUCCAUUCUGUACACAUGACAUCCAUUGCAGUCUGUCCAUCCCUGGAGAGGGAUCCCUCCUCUGACGUUCUCCCAAAGGUUUCUUCCCGUUUUUCCCCAUGGGAGUUUUUCCUGUGCCGAUGUUUCAUGUGUACAGACUGUAAAGCCCUCUGAGGAAUUUUGUAACUUGUGAUUUCGGGGCUAUGCAAAAUAAAAUGAACUGAAUUGAGUGACCCUU
Messenger RNA from Pungitius pungitius (ninespine stickleback), 4668 nucleotides. RefSeq names its product glycogenin 2 (gene gyg2). NCBI's taxonomy places the organism in Eukaryota, Metazoa, Chordata, Actinopteri, Perciformes, Gasterosteidae. Gene Ontology annotation, biological process: glycogen biosynthetic process. The transcript is spliced from 12 exons. Gene Ontology annotation, molecular function: glycosyltransferase activity. The coding region runs from base 195 to 1775 and encodes 526 amino acids. Gene Ontology annotation, cellular component: cytoplasm. The record is from RefSeq and is a predicted model, not a curated record.